AUGCCAAAAGCAACACAAGAUCCUAUCAUGCAGCGUCUUGACGAGAGGGACGGUCUAAAUAAUAUGUCUCUGUUAAAAGACAGAAUGGAAAAUCGGCAGCCAAACCGCCUGGGUGAGACUCUUAGAGUGCCCGACGGUGCAGUUCACAGACUAAACGGUAGUGGUCGACAGACGCCUGAAAGGGUAGUUAGGCCGGAUUCGUUGCUUAAUCCCAAUGUGGUAUUGGGUUGCGUAGAAUCUGGUACAGAUGAAGUUGAUUUAAUAUCACAACGAAAGCUAAUCAAAGCAAUGUAG
Messenger RNA from Entrophospora sp. SA101, 294 nucleotides. NCBI's taxonomy places the organism in Eukaryota, Fungi, Glomeromycota, Glomeromycetes, Entrophosporales, Entrophosporaceae. The record is from the annotation of a GenBank genome assembly.